AUGCAGAAGGAACAAAGUAGAGUAUCAUAUGGUGGGAAUAAGAAUGGUGGGUUAGAAAAACCACCAAACUUUGGACCAAGAAACAUACCGAGAUCACCAUCUGUACCAUCGUUAUAUGCUGAAAAAUCAUUCAAUACACUCAAUAUGAGUGAUCAGAUGUUAAAUAGACCAAUGUAUGAAGAUCAAACAAAAUUAAUACCAGGCAGCAAGACGCGAUUGGAACCUGAUUUUAAUCCAUCUCCAAUACAGAGAUCUCCUUCUACUAUCGGAGGUAAUUCUAAUUUAAGUGUCAUUGAUAUGUAUGGUGAUGAUACUGAAUCUCAAAUGGCUUCCGAUGAAUCUGAUGAUUCUCAACCUACUGAUAGCAAUACUCCAACCAAUGGAAUAUCUAAUAAUAACAAUAAUAAUAAUAAUAAUAGUUGUGUAGAAAAUAACAAGGUCAAUAUGUUAGAUGAUAAAAAUAUACCCAAAUUAAUGCACAGACUUUCGCUCUCGGAUAAUAAUAAAUAUAAAACAACUCAUGAUAAUGAUGAUGACGAUGAAGAGUACCAGACACAACCAAUUCCUAAAUCCCCAAGGGUGAACAUAUCAAGUAAAGAUGCCGAAAAUUUCGAUCGUUAUGGGUUUAAGAAACAAACGUCAUAUAUAACAGAACAAGAAUAUGAUAUAUGGUGGAGGGAAUACUAUUCGUAUUGCAACAGAAGGAAAAACAAAUGGAUACAAUUAAUGGAAAAAUAUGAUCUCUCAGCAAAUGAUGAAUCUAUUAGGAGGUUCCCUCCAAAAAGUGAAAAAUUGAAAAGAUACGUAAGAAAAGGUAUACCUGCGGAGUGGCGAGGAAAUGCUUGGUGGUACUUUGCUAACGGUCAACAAUUGCUAGAUGAAAAUCCCAGCACGUAUCCUCAAUUACUAUUAAAAAUAGAUCACAUCAAUACAUUACCCGAUAAAGAAACCAGAUAUCCUGACUUGGAAAUUAUAGAACGAGAUUUAAACAGAACAUUCCCUGAUAAUAUUCACUUCCAAAAGGAAUCUUACCAGAAUACAGAACCUGAAAUGAUUAAAUCCUUAAGAAGAGUCCUCGUAGCAUUUUCAUUAUAUAAUACCAAAAUUGGCUAUUGCCAAUCUAUGAAUUUCUUGGCUGGUCUCCUUUUACUAUUUUUAGACGAAGAAAAGUCCUUUUGGAUGCUUGUAUUGCUUACAUCGAAAUACCUUCCUGGUGUUCACAAUGUCAAUUUAGAAGGAGUAAACAUCGACCAAGGUGUAUUGAUGCUUUGUGUACAAGAAUAUUUGCCAGAAAUAUGGGAAUAUGUGGUACCUUCACAAAAGAGUACUAAUAAUAAAUCCAAUUUAAAUAAAUUGAUGAAUUCUGGAUUUAAUCCCAAUCAUACUAAUAACAAAGAUUCUAAGAAUGAAUUUUUGUUUAAAUUACCUCCAGUUACAUUAUGUACUGCAAGUUGGUUUAUGAGUUGUUUUGUAGGGGUACUACCUAUAGAGGUAACCUUAAGGAUAUGGGAUUGUUUAUUUUAUGAGGGUUCUCAUUUCUUAUUCAAAGUAUCCUUAGGAAUUCUUAAAUUAAGUGAAGGAGAAUUACUAAAAGGGAAACAUCAUAAUUCUCUGACCCAUUAUAGUUUGAAUGGAAAUCAAAAUAAAAACAAACCCAAUAACGCUGAAGAAAAUGAAAUAGAAUUAUUUCAAAUUGUUCAAAGUUUCCCCAAGAAAUUGUUGAACCCUAAUGACAUCUUUGAAAAGAUUAUAUUUAAGAAAAGGAUAACGUUUAAUAACCUAGAUCAAGAUGAGAUUGAUAGAUGUCGAAAAUAUGUAACGGACCAAAGACAAAAACAUCUUCCUCUUACGGACAACAAGAAAUCUUCAAGUCAUACAAACAUAAAUGAUAAUUUGAACUCCGAGGGAUCCUUAUUGUCUGAAACAGGAGACACUGGAUUCAAAGCCUUAAAUAUUCAGAAAGCAAGAACAAUGAAGCAAAAUCAUAAAUCAGAUGAACAACUAUCUGAAACUCAAAGCGAGGGCUACGGCUUCAAGAGAAGUAUUACAUCUGUGAACUGGAAUAGUGGUCUAAAAGAGAGAGUACGUCAAAUCCGGGGAAAAAAAGAUUAA
Messenger RNA from Maudiozyma barnettii, 2112 nucleotides. It is a transcript of the gene MSB3, whose product is annotated as Rab GTPase-activating protein MSB3. The transcript has a single exon. The coding region runs from base 1 to 2112 and encodes 703 amino acids. NCBI's taxonomy places the organism in Eukaryota, Fungi, Ascomycota, Saccharomycetes, Saccharomycetales, Saccharomycetaceae. The record is from RefSeq and is a predicted model, not a curated record.